AUGGAAACUACAAAGCAGCAAGAAAAAUCAUUCCCCUUCCCUGCAGUUGUUUCCAAAACCAACUUAAGCACUGAAACCCUAAAAGCCAAUGAAUCCCAUGAUGAAGAAAAACAAGCCCUUCUAGAAAUGCUUGAUAAAAACCAAAAACUCUUACAAAAAGCUCAAUCUGAAUAUUUAAAAGAAAAAGAAGAAAUUGAACAAAAUUUCCAAAAAUCCCAAAAUACUUUAAAAAGACAAAUCGAAAUCUAUGAACAAGAAAUCGAAAUUUUGAAAACAGAAAUCGACCGUUUGAAAAAUGCAAAAUCCAAACAGUCAGAAGAAAGCUUGAGAAAUCAACUGUUAAAAGAAAUCGAAAAUAUUCGCCUUGUCGAAAAUGAACGAAAAUCAGCUCAACAAGUCAAAAUUAGCGAAUUAAACCAAAAAAUUGAAAUUUUGACUAGACAAAUAGAAGAGAAAAAUAAGCGACAUAUAGAAGAAAAAGAACAUCUUCUCCGUCAAGUGGAUAAUACAAGAAAAGAUGCAAGAAGGGUCGAAAAUGAAUUCCAAGCUCAGCUGGAUUUACUUAUAUCAAGAUUUGAAAAAACAAACAUUCAAUUAAACAAAAAAUCACAAAAAAUCGAAAAAAUUCAAAAAGAGUAUGAGGAACGAUUUCGGGAGCUUUUAAAGCAAAAAAAUGAAGAAGAGGAGCUUUGGAUAAGAGAGAAAAAUAGUUUACAUAAUGAAAUUUCUGUAAAAUCAGCUGAAGAUAACCAUGACGAAUUGAUGUGGAAGCAGCUCAAAGAAUUCCAAGUGGAGAGAGAAAAUGUCGAAGAAGCUCAUAAUGAAAGGAUAAAUGCAUUAGAAAUUAAAAAAGAGCAGCUAGAAGCACAGAUUGAACAGCUGAUAACAAUUUCUGGGGAUAGGGAGCUGUCUUUAGAAGAAGAAGUCGAAAGACUGAGAAAUGCUAAUCAAACACUGAUGGAUAUUAAUUAUGAAAGAGAGCAGAUAUUUGAAAAUGAGCUUGAAAAUAUGAGAAAAGAGCUGGUUUAUAUAAGAGAAUCCUCUGAAUCUCAGGUGACGCAAUAUUUAAAAGACCAUAGUGAGCAGAACAAAGAGUAUGAAAUGUAUGAAAAAGUUUUAGAGGAAGCCAAAAAUUUCCAUGCUGUUAAUUUGGAAAAAGAAUUUAGGAUUAUUAGUGCUCAGUUAAGACAAAAAGAAGCAGAAAUAAAAACACUGAAGGAAACUAAUAGAGGGAAACCAAAAGGAAGAAAAAAUAACUCGGCUGUUUCUAUUAUGAAUGAGCUUUUAAAUCAACAAAAUUUAAUAUAUUUAUUUAAAUUAAUUUGCAAAAUUAUUUAUGAUGCAGAAAAUUUUAGAAAUUCCGACAGCAAUUCCAUAUUAUAAAGCAUAAAUACCGAGCUGGAGAAUUUUAAAAUUCACUUUAAAGCCAUUGAAGAGCAAUCAGAAAAAAAAGAAAAAGAGAAUUUUGAAUUAAUAGAAAUGCUGACAUCUCAGCUUUAUUCUACAGAACAAAAACUUGUGGAAUCUAUAUCUCAAGAUAAUGAAAAAGACUAUCAAAAGCUUUCAGAUCGCUUAAUCGUUGCUGAGCAGGAGCUUGAUUAUGCUAAAAAACAUUUAGAGCAGUAUAUAUCUUCAGUGAAAUCAUUAGAAGAAAUAAUUGAAAAUAAAAAUGGGAAUGAUUCUUCUGAUAUGUAUAAAAAAGCACAAAUUGAAAUUUCUAGGCUAAAUAAAGAAAACCAAACCUUGCUUGAAGUAAAAGAAGCCACUGAUGAGAGACAUUUACAAGAAAAAAAUCAGCUGUUAGAGUUAAUUGUAGCAAAAGAUAAUGAAAUUGAAAAAUUAAAAUCAAUCAUAAAAAAACGAAAAUCAUCAAAAAAUAUGAUGAUUGAUGAAAAAAAUAGACACACAACUUUUCAAAAUUUAUUUAAAAGCUUAGAAGCUUUAUCAAAAAAUUAUUCUCAACAAUUAAAUUCUAUAAAAAAAGUUAAAUUGCAAGAUAGCUCACUCUAUAUCUUUGUGAAAGAAUAAAAAAUAUUUUGUUCGCUCACAGAAGGAGAAAAAUUUUUAUUUUUAAAAAUUUAUAUAUAAAUUUUAUAGUAAAUUUUUUUCAGGAUUUAAAAAUCUAUUUUCGUAAAAUUUGAAAAGUAAAAAUUACUUUAAUUUGUAGAAUUUAUGUAUUAAAAUGCAAGCUGUUUAAUAUUAAACAGAAUCAGUUAAAGAUUUCAUUAUACUAAUAAUCACUUAUAUAUCGAAAUAUUUUUUUUUAUAAUAUUAAAUAAAUUUUUAUUCGCUCACAGAGGGUGGUUUUAGGCAAAAAAUAGGGAUGUUUUCAAUUUUUUUUUCGCUCGGGAGCGGGGAGUCAGAAGAAAAUAAAUCAGGUAAAAUUGAAAAUAAAGAAAUAAAAGAUGAAUUUAUUAAAGAAAAUGAAGAAUUAUACCAGGAAAUCCAGAGAUUAAAAUUAAUUAUUGAUUCAGUCCUUGAUGAAUGUUGUAAAAAGUCAAGCAUAUUAGAUGAGGAAAGAGAACUUUUAAAGCUAGAACGUGAAAAAAUGCAAACGCUUAUAUCGCAUUCUGGAUAUAAAGAUUAUUUUAGCCCAAAAAAAGAAAAAGAUGAAAAAAACCAGUCUCAAUUGAUAACACUAGCAAAAGAUGAUAUUGCUGCCUUACAAAAGCAGCUAGAGCAAGAAAGAAAAAUGCAUCAAAUUGAAUUGGAGACUUUCCAUAAAAAUAACGAAAACGAGCUACUUGUGCUGAGAAGUGAGCAGGAAGCAUUUGUUAAGCAUAUCAAAAUUUUAAGGGAGCAGCUGAAAAAUAUCAAUUUCACUUCAGCAAUACAAAGAGAUGCCCAAGAAAAACUAAUAAAACAGCUAAAAUCCGAGCUUUCGUCUGUAAAAGAACUGACAAAUGAAAAAAUUCAGCUUUUAAUGAAAGAGCAAAAAAAGUUGAGAACUGAGCUAUCUCAAAUUAUCAAUCUCAUAUUUUAUAGGCAGGACUAUUCAAUAAAUAAGACUGGACUAAACAGUGAUAAAUAUUAUAUCUCCAGGCUUCCUAUAAUAAUUAACUUAAUUUAUCUCAAAUUAUAGAAAAAAAUUCAUUAAAAGAUAAAAAAAGAAAAAAAUCUUAUCUAGAAAAAAUUAAGCAGCUUGAGUCGACAAUUGAUGAAAAAAAUAAAAUAAUUCAAGAAAAAACUACACAUUUAAUACAAAAACAAUAUAAAUAAAUUGGUAGGUGAAGAACAACCCAUCAUCCCUGUGGCGGGUGUCCUUAUGCAUGCUCGAACAUGGCUUUUUUAACAAGGAGCUGCCCAAGGUUGAUCUAGCCUCAAAGUAAUAAGUCCAGCACUAUUUUGCUGAUUAGUGACCUGGCUGAGUGGCAGUUUUUGCAUCUUUUUGCCAACAGCACCAGACUCAUGUUGGGUGUCCGAUAGAGCAGGGCGACUUCCUGCUUGGUCGCCUGCUACAAUCGCACAAAAGAUAUUAAGCUUUUCUUUUUGAGAUAAAUCCAGAAGAAAAAGGAAAGACAGGCUCAGCAAGAUCUCAAGAGCUACAGUCUCACCAGUUGAAAAGGGUCCUUCCUGUGGCAGGGCGAUCUGGCCUAAGCUAAGCAGGGUUGGGUAAGCAAGUUGUUUGGGCUGGAGGUUAUUGCAAAGUCUGUAUGACUCAAACCAUGAAAGGAAAAUGCCUCUACGAGAAAAUUGGGGGUUCGGCCCGUGCUAAGUUAAACGUGGAGCGCAUGGUGUUCAGGAAGUAGAACUAUAAAAACACAGCUUAAAUCUAAUCUAAUACAAGAACAAGCCAGAGCAAGCAAAAUUGAAGAAGAAAUCCAGAACCAAUUUAAAGAUGAAAUAAAGAGAUUAAAGGAUGAAAUAAAAAAAAUAAAAAUUUCCGAAGAAAAUAAAGAAUGGACACUUGCUAGGGAGAGAGAAAUUUAUAAUGGGGCUUUAAAAAAAUUGCAAGUAGGCGUCGAAGCUAUUCAGCAGUCAGCCAUUUCUGAAGCCCAUGAAAUUAAUUGUGAUUUGGAAAUUGUGAAUAAAAAAAUCGAGAUUUAUGAAAAAGAAAAAGAAAUUUUAAAAGAACAAAGAAACGAAGCUCUGGAAUAUUUAAUGAGAGCGAAAAUCAUGGGUGAAGCAGAAAAGCAAGAAAUUUUGAUGCUGGUAGAACAUUUGAGAUCUCAAGAAAUAAAGAGAAAUAAGUUGACUAUGUAA
Molecule: messenger RNA, 4203 nt
Organism: Blepharisma stoltei
Lineage: Eukaryota; Ciliophora; Heterotrichea; Heterotrichida; Blepharismidae
Source: the annotation of a GenBank genome assembly